GAUAAUCGCGGUAAAGAGUUUGUCAUUGGUUUUAUGGAUAACUACAUCAUGGGAGGUAAUCUCCAGUGCGAGCUCUUCAUCACCACCGCCCGUACGACGACAGUUAGUGUAAAAGUAGACUCCCCAAAGUGUUCCAACCCUAAAAUCUCCGCUUCCUUCUCUAUAACAGCUGGUCAAGUUAAACAAAUCCUCUUAAAUUACAAAAUAAGAAUGAUUGGAUCAGCGAAAGGCAGCAAAGGUAUCUGGGUCACCGCCUCGGACGAGAUUGUGGUUUAUGGCGUUAACAAAGAACAUUAUUCCAAUGAUGGUUUUGUGGGCCUUCCCACUGAUGUUUUAUCCGAUGAAUAUUAUGUUGUCACGUGGUACCCUCCAUACAGGCAAUGUGAGUUACUGGUUGUCGGGGUAGAAGAUUCCACGAAAGUCACUGUUACACUGGGACAAUACAUGGGAAGUAGGUAUGUUACCUAUAACAGAAAGAAUUAUAAAAAAGGCAACUCCAUAACAGAGAAUCUGAACAAAUUCGACACUUGGCAGCUUAUCACCACUGGCGACCUGAGCGGAAGUAAAAUCACCUCGAAUAAAAAGAUAUCCGUUUUCUCUGGAAACAAGAAAACAAAAAUAGGCAUAGGCAAUUCUCAGGAUCAUUUGGUAGAACACAUGACUCCCGUCAACACCUGGGGUAAAAAGUUCGCAACUGUCCCAAUUCCGAAGAGAACCGUCGGGGAUUACUUUAAAUUCAUUGCCAGCGAGGAUAACACCAGAGUCACGAUAUCGGGUGGCUACUCGUCAUCAUUUACAAUAUCUAAAGCGGGAGGCGUGGUACAGAAGCUCAUCUCCUCCAAAGCCUAUUGUAGGGUAGUGGCAGACAAACCUAUCAUGCUUGUCCAAUUUGUCCAAUCCCAGGUAAGUUCCUCUGAACCAUCUGACCCGGCCAUGAUGAUCAUUCCUCCAUGUGAACAGUACGGUGCUGACUAUACGUUCGCUACGCCCAAAUAUUCUGCCGGAUCCUAUGAAAAUUACUUCAUGUUCAUUGUUGAGGAAAAGGAAGCGUCCGGUCUGAGAAUUAACGGCAAAGCUUUUCCCACCAACACCGCCUUCAAGCGGAUCUCUGGGACGACUCUAGUGGGGGGAUACAUCUCUAUACCUGAGGGGACUCACACAGUUCGUCACACGUCUCCUAUUGCUAUUUUUGGAGGGUUUCUAUACGGAAAAGCUCCUUAUGAAACAUAUGGGUUUACCACUGGCAUGAGAAUGGCCAAAGUAAAUGCUAUUUGUAUUCCUACGCCGACUGUGACGGGCGACGGUAUUGACAACGAUUGUGACGGCAAGAUUGAUGAAGAAUUGUGUACUCCAGAAAACAAAAACAAAGAUGAUGACGGCGAUGGAAAGAUUAAUGAAGACUGCGCUAAACCUCCACCAAUUGACGGUAACUGGGCUAGUUGGACUUCCUACAGCGCAUGCUCGGUGACGUGUCAGCCAACGUCUCGUAGGGUAUCUGGAACUCAAACCAGAACCCGAAGCUGUUCCAACCCGGCUCCUGCUUACGAUGGAAAACAGUGCGCAGGUUCAGGGACUCAAACUUCGACUUGCUCACCAACCAAUCCAUGCAGAGUGGAUGGAAAGUGGGGAUCCUGGGGGUCGUAUGGUGCAUGCUCUGUGACUUGCGGAAGUGGUUCGAAAUCCCGCUCAAGAUCCUGUAACAACCCUGCUCCUGCAGGAGGCGGAAGUAACUGCCCUGGAAGCACUUCAUCGACUGCAACUUGCACUUUGUCUGCUUGUCCAAUUGACGGUAAAUGGGGAUCCUGGGGAUCCUACGGGUCCUGUUCUAAAACUUGUGGUGGAGGGACACAAUCAAGAAGUCGCUCUUGCUCUAAUCCCGCCCCUAGAUAUGGCGGAAGAUCUUGUUCUGGAUCCACUUCAUCGUCUCAAAGUUGUAACACUCACAACUGUCCUAUUGACGGAAAGUGGGGUUCCUGGGGCUCGCAUGGCUCCUGUUCCUUGACCUGUGGUGGUGGCACACAAACCAGAAGCAGAAGCUGUAGCAACCCCGCCCCUCGAUAUGGCGGAAAAUCUUGCGCCGGUUCUGGGACUUCGUCUCGCAGCUGCAACACAGCUAGUUGUCCAAUUGACGGUAAGUGGGGAUCGUGGGGAUCUUAUGGGUUAUGCACUUUGACCUGUGGCGGAGGAAGACAAACCAGAAGUCGGUCCUGCUCUAACCCCGCCCCUCGAUAUGGCGGGAAAUCUUGUUCUGGAUCCACUACCUCAACAAGGAGUUGUAACACACACUACUGCCCUAUUGAUGGUAAAUGGGGAUCAUGGGGAUCCUACGGAUCGUGUUCCAUCACGUGCGGCGGUGGCACACAGAGAAGAUCCAGGACCUGUUCAAAUCCGGCCCCAAAAUAUCUGGGAAAGGACUGUCCAGGGUCUUCUAGCUCUUCACGAGAUUGUAACACACACAAUUGUCCAAUUGAUGGCAAAUGGGCGUCUUGGGGAUCCUAUGGAUCUUGCACAGUUACGUGUGGUGGUGGCACACAGAGACGAAGCAGGUCCUGCUCAAAUCCGGCACCAAGAUAUCUAGGAAAGAACUGUCCCGGAUCUUCUAGCUCUUCUAGACAGUGUAACACCCACUUCUGUCCAAUUGAUGGAGCCUGGACCUCGUGGGGGAGAUACGGGUCCUGUACCGUGACCUGCGGGGGAGGGACUCAGGUCAGAAGUAGGUCAUGUACCAACCCCCAACCUCAGUACCUCGGAAAAGACUGUGUGGGACAAACAACUUCUUCAAGGAGCUGCAACACACAUCACUGUCCAAUUGACGGUUUCUGGGCCGGCUGGGGAUCCUGGGCUACCUGUACAGAGACGUGUGGAGGCGGAGUCCAAUCCCGAUCCCGAUCUUGUAGUAACCCCACUCCACAAUAUGGCGGAGCUUAUUGUUCUGGGUUCUCUUCCGACACUCAACGAUGUAACACACAAAACUGCCCAAUCAAUGGAGCCUGGAAUUCGUGGUCGAGAUGGGGAUCUUGCACGGUAACGUGUGGGGGAGGAACACAGAGGCGAUCAAGAAGUUGUUCUAGUCCCACCCCUCAAUACGGAGGACUGGACUGCGCUGGAUCAAGAACAUCCAGUCAAACCUGCAACACUCAGCACUGUCCAAUUGAUGGUGGUUUCUCUAACUGGGGAUCCUGGGGUACCUGCGCCGUAACUUGUGGCGGAGGAACACAGGUGCGCACGCGCAGUUGUUCUAAUCCAACUCCACAAUAUGGCGGUGCACCAUGUUCAGGGGCAACAAGUCAGAAUCAAGACUGUAACACACAAGUCUGCAUCAUUGAUGGGGCGUGGAGUACAUGGGGAGCCUGGGGAUCUUGCUCUGUGUCUUGUGGUGGCGGGAAAAGAUCACGUGCUCGCACAUGCUCCAACCCCAAACCGGCUAAUGGUGGGAAAUCGUGUUCCGGGUCUUUGAAAGAACUGGGAGACUGCAACAGUCAGUUUUGUCCGACACCAGCUGCGGGAACUUAUGUACAGUUAUGUCCCACAGGUUGGUUCACGUGUCAGUCAGGAGGCAUCACGUGUAUAGACAAAUCAUUUGUUUGUGAUUGCUCAAACGAUUGUGACGACGGAAGUGACGAAACAGUCGGUUACGCCGGAUGUUCUGGUGCGGUGAUCGCCAUGUGUGCAGAAAACGGUUCAGCGGAGAUAGUGACGUCACCAUUCAUGGUUCUGUUCUUAUUGAUGUUGGCACUGUAUCAAAUGUUGUAACAAGCAGAAGAGGAGGACCGACUCGUAUCAUACAGAAUUUUAUCGCAUUAUAUAUCCAAAGAUUUCAUAUGAAAUCAAAUUUGAACUCGACAUUAGGUUGGUAGUGUACUAUAGUUUUAAAAACUACAGAAAAUACAUGUACACCGAGGACAGAACAAAGUUAUCAAAAGGCCAAGGCAAGACAACCAAGAUGGAAGAAUCGUGCAUGCAGUUAAAAGUUUUGUAUGGUAGGACAGAGGCAGGACUUGUCCCUUACUUAAAGGUCAGCCCUGUCUACAAAAUUCGUUAUUGUGUAGGUAUAACGAGAACAUGGCGCACUAUAUCACUCUGAACUGAUUCAAAUUUGAUUUUAUAUGAAUCUGAACAUUGUUGCAUAUAAAAAGAUUCUCUUCAAUGUUUGUUGAAGUUUUUUAUCAUGAUAUUUUUCAUUCGGUAAUAUGAAUUUUGGAUAUUCAUUGUUAUUUUUCAAAUUUCACCUUAAUUCUAACUAUGGUAGCUAGUUGUGGGAAUGCUUAGGCUAUAUA
This is a messenger RNA of Saccostrea cuccullata (small rock oyster), 4277 nucleotides long. Its product is annotated as SCO-spondin-like. Gene Ontology annotation, molecular function: protein binding. The transcript has 18 exons. The record is from RefSeq and is a predicted model, not a curated record. Lineage: Eukaryota; Metazoa; Mollusca; Bivalvia; Ostreida; Ostreidae. Bases 34 to 3753 code for a protein of 1239 amino acids.